Molecule: messenger RNA, 536 nt
Organism: Phalaenopsis equestris
Lineage: Eukaryota; Viridiplantae; Streptophyta; Magnoliopsida; Asparagales; Orchidaceae
Product: metallothionein-like protein type 2
Exons: 3
Coding region: 54-290 (78 amino acids)
Molecular function (GO): metal ion binding
Source: RefSeq, a predicted model, not a curated record
AAGCUUAGAAGUCCCAUUUCCAUCAUUUUCUUCAGAAAAAACAGAUAAACAAAAUGUCUUGCUGCGGUGGAAACUGUGGUUGUGGCUCCAGCUGCAAGUGCGGCAGCGGCUGCAACGGGUGCAAUAUGUACCCUGGUUUGGCUGAGGAGAAGCUCAGUACUGCUGAAACCAUGAUCCUUGGCUUUGCACCUGUCAAAGGAGGGAUGGAGGGAUUUGAGAUGGCUGGGGGAUCUGAGAAUGGGUGCAAGUGUGGGUCGAACUGCACCUGUGACCCAUGCACCUGCAAAUGAACUGAAGUGGGUUAGAGUGAAGGAGGAGGUGGAGGAGGGAUGUGUUUUCUUGCUAUUAUAGCUGUGUGGUGUGCUAUAUGCUUGUGAAGAAUAAGAAGCUUAAAUGGUUCCAUGAAUUAAUUUCAUGGUCUGUUUGUUUGAUGUUGGCAGUUUGCGUUUACUGUUGGCAGUUUGCGUUUCCUGUGCUUUUAUUUUCAGUGUAUGCUUCUGACUGUUAUGCAAAGGAAUUGGUGCUUUUAAAGUUUA